AAUGGACCAAGAUUUAUUGAGACCUUAAUAUGAAAGUGAAAAGAGAAAGCAUAAAUUAAAGAGAUUGAUUUAAGCUCCAAACUCAUACUUCAUGGAUGUCAAAUGCCCAUAGUGCCAAGCUAAUAACACCGUAUUCUCCCAUGCCAGAGGCAUUAUCACCUGCAUGUAAUGAUUGCCCUUUAUAGUGUUAGUAAAUGCUCAAGUCAAUUGGGAAGAUCAACAGGAGGAAAGUUAUAACUCGUUCUUGGUGCAAAAUACAAAACAAAAAAAUGAUAGU
This is a messenger RNA of Paramecium pentaurelia, 277 nucleotides long. NCBI's taxonomy places the organism in Eukaryota, Ciliophora, Oligohymenophorea, Peniculida, Parameciidae. The record is from the annotation of a GenBank genome assembly.